CCUUUAAAGCAAAAUCCUAUGAGAAAUGGCUGUGAUACCAGAACAAUAUAACUUUUAUUUCUAGAUUUCGAAAUGUUUAUCUGAACCCAAACCCUUGAAGACUUUUCUUUUUAAAUCAAAACUGAUUUUUUCAUAAUGUUACAACCCAGGGACACACACUUAACUGUUUAUAUGCCACAACCAAGCAGUUGAAUCAGCAAACGGGCUGUGCAGCAAGGGGGCCCACACAGCAGCCAUAGGGGGGACAGCUGUACAAACCUACAAUAAAACUCUACAAAAAGGUAAGUGCAAAGCUAUAAACUGCCCACCAAUAAAAUGGCCGCGCUGCCUUCAUCAUUUGCCGUGAUUUGAAACUUAGCGCCCAUUUUAUUUGCCUGUAGCUUUGGGUUGAACCGCAGCUCAUGUGCAGGACAGAGUUGGUCUGAUGACUGAGCCCUUAGGUUUCCAGCUGUCCGGGAACUCAGUGCCAGCAACCUUACUUCUUCCUGCAAAGUGAAAGGGGAACUUCCGGCUCCUCCCCUGUACUUCCUGCUGGAACAUUUUCAUGUUUAUUGCGAUCUGUAGAUAUUUACCUCCCUGUUCCUUUUAUUCAUAUCACAUUUAGGCGCCUUCUGUCAACUUCUAUUCACAGCCUGGAUAUAACUGAGGUGUCUGGGGACUCCCUGAGGGGCAGGCUGGGGAUUGUGUCCUGUGUCCCUGUAACUCCCUCCCCUGUGUCCCUGGCAUUGUCCCUCCCCUGCACUCACAUCUCCAGCCUGGGCUACUGGAUGCUGUAGAGAUGCCGUUCCCCGGUGCCACAUUGGGUGCUGAGCCCCACACUGACCUGUCGCUAUUAAAGAGGGAAGAGGAUGCAGUUCCUGUGACCGGUUCCCCCGAGGCAGAAGCAGAAAUAUUACAGGUAAAGAUAGAGAAAGAAGAAGCGGACUCAGAAGGUCACUCUCCAGACUCUCUGGAUCAUCUGAACUCAAUAGAUCACUCAUUUGCUCCUCUUUCAAAUGGGGACUCCUCCGUGGCACUAAUGAAAAUAUCCCAGACAGCAAGGAGAGACUUUCACCUGCCCAGAACUAAAAGCUCUACCGUUACACUUACUGAUUCAUAUCGGCUGAUUGAGCUCGUAGAGGAGCGCCCGGGGCUGUAUAUGACAGAAUCACCGGCAUACCACAACAAAUACACCAGGCGAAAGCUAUGGGAUGAGGUAGCAGCUAAUCUUAUAGAUCGAUGGGAGAAUCUAACUGAUCAGGAAAAGAAUUUAAAGGCAAAGGAAAUCCAGCUGAAAUGGAAGCACAUAAAGGACUGUUACCGCAGGGAGGUGACGAGGCAGAAUAACGAGGGGCGCAAUGGCUCUUUACAGCCCAAGCGAAAGAAAUAUAUAUAUGCAGAUAUGCUGACCUUCCUCAUCCCCUGCUUUGCCAAGCGGCCCCCCUCUGGGAAUUGUGAAGUGAACCAUGAGGAGGACCACUUGCAAGGAGAGCGGUCAGACACGAGCAGCGCACACAUGUCCCCGACCAACGUGACUCCGCCGCGCACACAGGGAAGGCACGGCUCUGCGCCGAGGAAGAAGAAAAAAGAUGGGGAGAUCACCCCCGGGGAGGUGAAGGACAUGUUCCACACGCUGGUCAAUACCAUCGCAGGGAGGGAGGCUGCAAAGACCCCCCAUCCCCAUGAACAUCUGCCGGAGUUUCUGUUCUUUCGGGGGCUUAUUCCGUCGGUGCUGAUGAUCCCCGAGGGGCAGAGGCCUCUCAUGCAGGCGGAGGUAGUGCAAGUGAUCAAUAAAUAUAUCCCCCACCUCCGCCCGACACAUCCGACUGCCCCCCGUCACUAUCCGCAGUCUUACACCUCCAACUUUCCCCAUCACAUCUAAUGCCAUCUGGGAUUGGCUACCGCGUCACAUGGAGGGGAACAUCACUUACUGAACUGUACGGACUCCUGGGAGCCGGCUGGGAAUCUCGCCACACGUUGACACCCAAAUAAAAAUAUAGAUUUAUUUUGUACAUAAUGAAAGGAAAUGGUAAUAUGAGCAAUAUAAAUACAGCUAGAAGUUAUUUGUAAUGGGGUGCACCUUUAACUUAACUUUUAGUAUUGUAUAGCUUUUGAAUAAUUUGCCUUUAUUCUCCUGGCUGGGGGGGUCACUGACCCAGCAGCCAAAAAAACAGUUGCGCAGUGAGGCUACGAUUUUGUUAUAUUUUAUUUAUUGCUGAUCUUUCUGUUCUGGUCUCUCCUAUUCAUAUUUAUGUCCCUCAUUCACAGUACUGGUCUGGUUGCUAGGGUAAAUUGGACCCUAGCAACCAGAUAGCUUGCUGAAAUUCCUACCUGGAGAGCUGCUAAACAAAAAGCCUAAUGAAAAAAAAAAAUAAUAAUAAAAUAAAGACUAAUUGCAAAUAUUCUCAAAAUAUCACUGUUUACAUCAUAUUAAAAGUUAUUUGUAAGGUGAACUGCCCUUUUAAUAGAUAAGUCAACCCCAAAAAUAGUUUUCUGCCUAAUAAAAGAAAACAUAAUUCUAAGCAACUUUCCGAUAUGAAUGUAUUGAAAAAAUGUCAGUGCUUUAAAAGUUACCAGUAAGUGUAAAUGUCAUUGCUAGUGAAAGCAGCAUUGGCUGAACUCCUGGUUGGUACUGUUUAAACAAUGUUGCAAAGCUCAGUCUCCCCCAGGGGGGGUCAGUCUCCUCAAAAACCAUUGCAAAUUUGUAAACAAUGUAUAUUGUAAAGUUGAAUUUGUGUUUCUUUUAUUAGGCAAAAAAAUUAUAUUUUGGGUUGAUUUGCCCUUUAAACCCAAUAUCUGUCUCUAUUCCCUUCAGUGGGGGUUUUGACUACUGGAACAAAAUAACAAAAGCUGGAUCUGACAAGCAUGGAAAGCUUUGUGCAAACUGACGCCUUGGUUUGUACUGUGUUUCAAGCGCCAGAACCGGCAGUGCAGGGAUAAACAAUUCCAUUAUAAACCAUUGAAAUAAUAAAUGUACAAAUUCAUUUUCUCUCACUGUGCACAAAAAGGUUUGUAUUUAUAUUUUGGGCUCUGACAUCCCCUUUAAUAGUUAUAAUUGUACAGUUCUAUAUUUAUGAAAAUUUUUAUAGUUUAGUUUUAAUAAUAAAUAUUCAGUCAUUUCUUAGAAAUCCA
This is a messenger RNA of Xenopus tropicalis (tropical clawed frog), 3111 nucleotides long. RefSeq lists its product as uncharacterized. The transcript is spliced from 7 exons. Gene Ontology annotation, molecular function: DNA binding. The coding region runs from base 779 to 1861 and encodes 360 amino acids. The record is from RefSeq and is a predicted model, not a curated record. Gene Ontology annotation, biological process: regulation of DNA-templated transcription; DNA-templated transcription. Gene Ontology annotation, cellular component: nucleus. Lineage: Eukaryota; Metazoa; Chordata; Amphibia; Anura; Pipidae.